Molecule: messenger RNA, 958 nt
Organism: Cynocephalus volans (Philippine flying lemur)
Lineage: Eukaryota; Metazoa; Chordata; Mammalia; Dermoptera; Cynocephalidae
Gene: PLEKHJ1
Product: pleckstrin homology domain containing J1
Exons: 5
Coding region: 54-503 (149 amino acids)
Biological process (GO): retrograde transport, endosome to Golgi; endosome organization; receptor recycling
Cellular component (GO): early endosome; trans-Golgi network; recycling endosome
Source: RefSeq, a predicted model, not a curated record
CCGGGAGGGCGCGGCGCGCGUUCCGCGUUCCGCGUUUCGGUCCCGGUGGCGCCAUGCGCUACAACGAGAAGGCGCUGCAGGCGCUGUCCCGGCAGCCGGCCGAGCUGGCAGCCGAGCUGGGCAUGCGGGGCCCCAAGAAGGGCAGCGUGCUGAAGCGGCGGCUGGUGAAGCUGGUGGCGAACUUCCUCUUCUACUUCCGCACGGACGAGGCCGAGCCCGUGGGAGCCCUGCUGCUGGAGCGCUGCAGGGUCGCCCGGGAGGAGCCCGGCGGCUUCUCCAUCAGCUUUGUCGAAGACCCUGAGAGGAAGUACCACUUUGAGUGCUGCAGCGAGGAGCAGUGUCUAGAGUGGAUGGAGGCGCUGCGUCGGGCCAGCUAUGAGUUCAUGCGGAGAAGCCUCAUCUUCUACAGGAACGAAAUCCAGAAGAUGACGGGGAAGGACCCUCUGGAGCAGUUCGGCAUAUCGGAAGAGGCCAGAUUCCAGCUGAGCAGCUUGAAGGCAUGAUGCCAGUGGAUGGGCCGUUAGCUCGGGGCUGGACCAGCCUCCUUGACGCUUGGCUGGGCCUGCAGGGCCCUGGCUUUGUGGUGGAAGGUGUUUUGGUUUAAAGACUUGCAAAGCUGGGCGUGGGGGGGGGGAGUGGGCAAAGUUUGCCUUUUUGGAGAAACAACCCAGCAAGCACCCUCCCCUGUGCCUCAGGACCCAGUGGACUGGUGCGGCACCUCCGUGCUGCUGCCCAGAAUUGUGCCCGACUCGCAGUUGUGUCCACCAGGGGCCUGAUGGGCACCUGGACUGGCAUGGAGCUCUUAUCCCACGCCAGCUGAAUGUACAAAGCUAGACGAUGCUGUGAAUGUGGGGUCCAGGUGGCCACGCCCCCUGCCUCGACCCACUGUGAAUUCUGCUGAUGGGCACCCUGCCCUCAGGUCAGCAGGCUUGUUCCCUUCCAAUAAAGUUACCUCUUU